This is a messenger RNA of Phaeodactylum tricornutum CCAP 1055/1, 777 nucleotides long. RefSeq lists its product with no specific name. Bases 124 to 651 code for a protein of 175 amino acids. Gene Ontology annotation, biological process: SCF-dependent proteasomal ubiquitin-dependent protein catabolic process. NCBI's taxonomy places the organism in Eukaryota, Bacillariophyta, Bacillariophyceae, Surirellales, Neidiaceae. The record is from RefSeq and is a predicted model, not a curated record. Gene Ontology annotation, cellular component: cytoplasm; nucleus. The transcript has 3 exons. Gene Ontology annotation, molecular function: cullin family protein binding.
CGAGCAUUUUAGACAUCCGAGAAGCAACAGUGAUAAGCGAUCAACUCCAAAUGUUACACAUCCCAAUAGCAACCUACGGAACAUAGACACAAAGUUACCACCAAUCGCAGCUUCAGAAUAAAGAUGGGGUCGGAAACGAUCACGUUUAUCAGCAACGACAAGCAAGAGUUCGAUCUGCCGUUCGAAGCGGCCAAAACGGCCGGCCUAGUAGAGGACUUCUUUGAAUCAAGCGACGACAAUGAGGAAAACAAUGACGGGGGGAAACCCAACCGCCGGGAGAUGGAGUUCCCGCGAGUAGAAGGCCGUAUCCUCAGUUUGAUCGUCGAUUUUCUGAAACAUCACAACGAAGAGCAAAUGAAGGAGAUUCCGGUUCCUUUGGGAGGCUCGACUUUUGAUGAGGUGAUGGAUCAGGAAUGGUAUAAAGAGUUUGCUCACGCGUUGAGCCAAAACAAGACUCUUUUCGAAGUGCUCACAGCUGCAAACUACAUGAAUAUUAAACCACUCCUGGAUUUGGCUUGUCUGGAAAUUACUUUUAAGUUGACAGGCAUGAGCGCGGAACAGGUUCGAGUAUAUCUGAACCUUCCUCAACUGACCGCAGAGCAAGAAGCGGAAGCACGGGAGCGGCAUCCUUGGAUUUUCGAAAGCCACUGACCAGGGAUCAGGACGAGACGGAAAAAAGUCUCUAUCUUUCGGAAACGUGUACGCACGUGCUGUCCAGGUUGAAGUAGAUCUGCUGUAAAGAAAACAAAGGAGGCUAUAAAGUAAUUUAAAUAUGUG